ACAUCAUACACACACGAAAUGGCAAAUAAAGGCACGAUCUUUACCAUUUUCAAAAUCCCCACAUUUGUCUGAAAUUGAAAAGGAUAUCUGAAAUCUUGGCAGAUUUUGAGUAUGGCCUUUUUGAGCCGAACCCCAAAUUCUUCCUCAUCCCCACAUUUCCAAUCCACAAAGCGAAUCAAGUUGUUUGUUAACUCUAAGCCAGUUAUCACCACCACCGUCAGCUGCGCGUCGAAAUCGCCUUUCACGGAGAAGCACGCAGCGGAAAGGUACCAUAGGGACAGCUGGGUGUACAAGGGCCGUAAUCAGCCAGCUCCGCCGCCGUCUUCAUCCUGCCCGCUCAUUUCCGACCGGGAAUCGGUCAGGGACUACGACAUAGCUCUGCAGCUGCCCGAACUGAAGAGAUUGCUCGAGGUUUUGAGGGGAAAGAGGGGGAACGAAGGAGGAGGUGGGCCCCACGAAAGGGGGCCCGGGAACGUGUUCUUGGUGGGGACCGGGCCCGGGGACCCGGAAUUGCUGACGCUCAAGGCGUUGAGAGUGAUCGAAAGUGCCGAUCUUUUGCUGUAUGACAGGCUGGUGUCGAACGAUGUGCUGGAUUUGGUGGGGCCCAAUGCUAGGCUUCUGUAUGUCGGGAAAACGGCUGGAUACCAUAGCAGAACUCAGGUUUUGUGCUUGUGGGUUUGGUUUAAUAAAACUGGAUUGAAUGAUGAAUUGUCUUUAGCUGUGAAAUGGAGAUUUCAAUGGAUAGAGAUGAUGCACUUGCUGGAGGAAAUUCAUGAACUGCUUUUGAGCUUUGCCGAAGUUGGGGCAAGUGUUGUAAGGCUUAAAGGUGGGGAUCCUUUGGUCUUCGGAAGGGGUGGAGAAGAGAUGGACUUUUUACAACAACAAGGAAUCGAGGUUAAAGUCAUUCCAGGCAUAACGGCAGCUUCUGGAAUAGCUGCCGAGCUAGGAAUCCCUUUAACACAUCGUGGGAUUGCCAACAGCGUUAGAUUUCUAACAGGGCACUCGAGAAAGGGAGGUGCAGAUCCUCUUUUCGUGGGCGAGCAUGCAGCAGAUCCAGACUCUACACUCGUUGUCUACAUGGGUUUGUCGACGUUCCCUUCACUCUCAUCGAAGCUGAUGUGUCACGGUUUGCCUGACGAUACCCCGGCUGCAGCCAUUGAGCGAGGAACUACUCCUCAACAGCGCGUAGUGUUUUCUGAAUUAAAGGAUCUUGCGGAUGAAAUCGCAUCGAACGAGCUGGUCUCCCCGACUUUAAUCAUCAUAGGGAAAGUUGUUGCCCUUUCGCCAUUAUGGCCACACCCUACAAAAGAGACCUACACAUUGGUGGAAAAAUCUAGGUAGCAUCAACUCUGAGUUUUUUUUUUUUUUUCCAAAGGAUGUCUAGCCGAGUAACUUAUGUUCAUCUUUUCUAAGAUAUGGUCCGAGAAAGAUUAUUAUUAUUUUUUUUAAUUUAAUUGUGUAUGUAGAAUAAUUUGAGAGUCCCAGCUUCCCAGAUAUCCAUGUCUACCAGGUUCAAAGUUGGAACUCUUUUUCACCUUCCUCUUCCUUUUUCCCUAUUAACAAUGGCAGGUGUUAGAAAAGGGCUUGAACUAGUUGGAGUUGUUGACUUCCAAUGAUGUAAUAUUGUAUUGGGUAUUUCUUUUGGCUUGUAGUUGGAUCUUAUGAUAAAGUGAGAAACCACAUUGAGAUAUGCGUCCACAAUGUUUGGAAUUUAUUCAAAAAAAAUAAUAAUAA
Molecule: messenger RNA, 1734 nt
Organism: Striga asiatica
Lineage: Eukaryota; Viridiplantae; Streptophyta; Magnoliopsida; Lamiales; Orobanchaceae
Source: the annotation of a GenBank genome assembly